Molecule: messenger RNA, 1955 nt
Organism: Oncorhynchus tshawytscha (Chinook salmon)
Lineage: Eukaryota; Metazoa; Chordata; Actinopteri; Salmoniformes; Salmonidae
Product: tyrosine-protein kinase receptor UFO-like
Exons: 15
Coding region: 246-1955 (569 amino acids)
Biological process (GO): positive regulation of kinase activity; phagocytosis; multicellular organism development
Cellular component (GO): signaling receptor complex
Molecular function (GO): ATP binding; transmembrane receptor protein tyrosine kinase activity
Source: RefSeq, a predicted model, not a curated record
CCCGACGGACCUCCGGGGAACGUCAGUGGGGUGUUAAAUGGGACAGAAGUGAUGGUCAGCUGGGAGGAACCAGAUGGAAGGAUGAACGGAGACCUACAGGGAUACCUGCUGGAGUACAGCAGCCCCAAUAUGGAACAGGCUGUAGUGGACACGGGCCUCUACACAGAGCUGUCCGUCAACCUGUCCGUCCCUCUGUCUAACGUGUCCUUCAGGGUGUGUGCCUACACCAAGGCGGGACAGGGGCCAUGGACCCCCCUACACACCCUCACCCUUAUCCCCCUGAAAUGGGAGAGCUUCAAUCCAGAGAUCCCUCUUACCAGCCGCUCUUCUCUUGGCACUGGUGGUAUGUUGUCAUGGCGAUAGCUGUUGCCGUGGCGCUAGCAGUCCUAAUGGCAGUGUACGUGGCCAAACUACGGCGGAAGGAGACACGCUUUGGGGAAGUGUUUGAGCCCAUGAUGGAGAGUGGAGAGCUGGUGGUGAGGUACAGAGCACGACGUACAUACAGCCGCAGGACCACUGAGGCCACAUUGAACACCCUUGGCAUCAGUGAUGAGCUGAAACAUAAGCUGCAGGAUGUGAUGGUGGACAGACACAAGCUAACCCUGGGAAAGACUCUGGGAGAGGGAGAGUUUGGCUCUGUGAUGGAGGGAGCGUUAACGCAUGAGGAGUCUGUUCUCAAAGUGGCUGUGAAGACCAUGAAGAUUGCCAUCUGUACCCGCACUGAGAUGGAAGACUUCCUGACAGAAGCUGCCUGUAUGAAGGAGUUUGACCAUCAGAACGUCAUGAGACUGCUAGGUGUGUGUCUACAGACAGUAGAGAGUGAAGGUUACCCCUCCCCUGUGGUCAUCCUGCCCUUUAUGAAACACGGAGACCUACACAGCUACCUGCUCUACUCACGCCUUGGAGACUGCCCCGUGUACCUGCCGUCUCAGAUGCUGGUGAAGUUCAUGGUGGAUAUCGCCAAGGGGAUGGAGUAUCUCAGCAGAAACAACUUCAUCCACAGAGACCUGGCUGCAAGGAACUGCAUGCUGAAUGAGAACAUGAAUGUGUGUGUUGCUGACUUCGGCCUUUCUAAAAAGAUAUAUAACGGAGACUACUACCGCCAGGGUCGCAUCUCUAAGAUGCCCGUCAAAUGGAUCGCCAUCGAGAGCCUGGCAGACCGCGUCUACACCACCAAGAGCGAUGUGUGGUCAUUUGGCGUGACCAUGUGGGAGAUAGCAUCGCGCGGCCAGACUCCGUACCCAGGUGUGGAGAACAGUGAGAUAUAUGACUACCUGAGACAAGGAAACCGUCUCAAACAACCUCCAGACUGUCUGGACAGCAUUUAUUCCCUGAUGUUCUCCUGCUGGUUCUUGAGUCCUAAGGACCGUCCUCUGUUUGAGACGCUACGUGGGGAGCUGCAGAAGGCUCUCGAGGACCUGCCGGACUCCCAGGACCCCGAUGAGAUCCUCUAUGUCAACAUGGAGGAGUCGAUGGAGCUGGGGGCCGUGGGGGGACGCGACCCGGCCGGGGGCCUGAAGGGUUUGGACUCUGUGGCCAUGGUGGAGGUGCACCACACCCACCCUAGCCGCUAUGUCCUCUGUCCCCAACACGACACCAACCGCCUGCUCUCUGACUCCCUGGAAAGUCUUAACCUGGUGUCCUCCUCUUCCGCCACGCUGCCCCUGGGGACAACCCUACAACCCUCCGGCUGCUCCACCCCGACAAGCACGGCAGAGGUGCAGGAGGACGGGGAGGGCCCAGGAAGGGUGGGCUAUGACCGUAACAGGGUGGGCUAUGACCGUAACAGGGUGGGCUAUGACCGUAACAGGGUGGGCUAUGACCGUAACAGGGUGGGCUAUGACCGUAACAGGGUGGGCUAUGACCGUAACAGGGUGGGCUAUGACCGUAACAGGGUGGGCUAUGACCGUAACAGGUGCCCGACGGACCUCCGGGGAACGUCAGUGGGGUGUUAA